This is a messenger RNA of Chara braunii, 3619 nucleotides long. Lineage: Eukaryota; Viridiplantae; Streptophyta; Charophyceae; Charales; Characeae. The record is from the annotation of a GenBank genome assembly.
GCACUGUCGGCCCCAGCAAGGGCCGAUGCGAUCAGCUCCUCCUCUCUCGACCCUAUGGGCCCGCUCAAGAGUCACCUUAUCCAACAAUUGCAUGUGGAGCCGGAGAGGAAAUUCCAGGUGAGAGAUGGAUUCAUCUGCCCUCACUUGAUAUUCCCCGCGCAGGCAAAGGCGGCAAGGGAUGCAAUCUACUCUCACAAGGCGGUGCAAUUCCGUUUUCAAGUGGCACAGUCGGGGCUCCCGGUCAACGACAAGAUCAAAUGGAUUGCUGACCUUCUGGGGAAAAUUAAACCGGAUCGUCAGCUAGUGCAUGAUCACUUCCUAGUGGAAGUAGAUGACCCAGACUGUAUCACAGUAGUUGCCCUAUACCCCACAAACAAGCAUUUGGUCUUGAGGAAUAGAGGACUGCGAUUCAGGGGCUGCCCGGUGCAACUGUCAGCAUGGUCCCUGGCCAACCCCCAAUCAACAGAUGAAAGGAGGGAGUACCUCAUGAGCUCCAAUUUCUGGGUUGAAUUCAGGUUCGCUCCACUGUCAGUCCAGGGUGCAAUACUGACAGAUCUGGAGAACAUAGCCCCGGUUAAAGGUUAUAUCACUGUGCUGCCCCAGUUUCUGGAAAAAAGGGAUGACCAUCUCCUUGUUGCUGUCGAAUGGGAUCCGGAAUAUCCCUUCCCCCUCAAUGAGGAAUGGCGCUAUUCUCAUGGGGGAAAGGAGCAUUCCGUCCCAGUCAGUCAUACCCAGGAUCCUUGGUGUUAUGCCUGCAAGCACAGAGGACACCUCUACACUGACGAAGCAUGCCCGAAAAACAGGGACAAGACCAAGAUAAAAGGGUUCGUGGUCCCCCACCUCAAUGAUGAGGAAUGGUGGUACCCCGAAGACAGGGAACUCGCGGGAUGGAUGUUAAGAGUGUAUGCAGACGGCACCCCAGGGAAGUGGAUAUGGCAGGGCAAAGACAAGCCGACGGCCUUUCCCUCGGGGGCCCGGGUACAGGUAGCAAAGGACGCCAAGUUCAAAGGGAAACAGGAGCCUGCCCCGGAUCUGCAGACAAUCAGCCGCCCCCAGCCCGCCCCGGCAAAACCGCGCCCAGUCCAACCCCGCCCUCAGCAACAUUACAGACCAAAACCGGGACCAAAGGGAGACCGCCCAUCUACCUCUGAAACCAGGGACCUUCCUGUGGAGGGGGCACCCUGCAAAGAUCGACCGCCCGCGCACAAAGACGGAUGGCAGAAACUGCCCCCCCCUCUACAGACCACCUCCAUUGUGCACUGCAAAGAGAUUAAGUCCCAGGUUCAAAAGGAGGAGCAUGCGGCCCCCCUAAACAGCAGUGUCCAGGACCAGGGAUCCCACGUUGAGACAGGGACAACCGAAGGGAAGAAGGGAACAGAACUGGACCGGAAAGGAGGCGACAAAGAACAACACAAAGACGGACGGCAGAAACUGCCCCCCCCUCUACAGACCACCUCUACUAAUGUGCACUACAAAGAGAUUCAGUCCCAGGCUCAAAAGGAGGAGCAUGCGCCCCCCCUGAACAGCACUGUCCCAGACCACAUGGGAGGACAGGGAUCCCAGGUUGAGACAGGGACAAUCGAAGGGAAGAAGGGAACAGUACUGGACAGGAAAGGAGGCGACAAAGAACAACCCUCCGUGACAGGGACAACCGAAGGGAAGAAGGGAACAAAACAAGAUUGGAAAGGAGGCGACAAAGAAAAGCACAAAGACGGACGGCAGAAACUGCACCCCCCUCUACAGACCGCCUCUAAUAUGCACAGCAAAGAGAUUAAAUCCCAGGUUCAAAAGGAGGAGCAUGCGCCCCCCCUAAACAGCAGGGUCCCAGACCACAUGGGAGGACAGGGAUCCCAGGUUGAGACAUCCGAAGGGAAGAAGGGAACAAUACUGGACAGGAAAGGAGGCGACAAAGAACAGCCCUCCGUCCAACAGGGUGCCCACCGCUCAGACCAUAACGGAGUGAAGGGUCGGGGCCUCUGUCGGAUGGGUGAUGCUGCCCAGACUGUGCUCCAUUCAGCUCUGGCCGCACAAGGGGAAGGGAGGCCAGACUGCAAGUUGCCCGCUCACGAUCCUGCUCCUUCCCGGAAGGCUGUACUGGAGCCCGCCCCGGGCGCGGACGGAGCCUCGAACCGGGACGGACCAUCUCUAUCCCCCCCGAUUGGGGACAACUCAGACCAUAAAGAGGGACUGGGUGCCCAGAACAGGAUACAAGCGUCUGAGCCCCGGGGGGAUGAGCGUCCGGUGCCUUUCUCCUCUCAGGGUGCACCCGGCUCAGAUUGGAAAGACCAUCUGGCUCAUAGCUUGGUACAUUCGCCUGACCCCCCCUUGACUGUGAUUGAGGCACAUCAUCUGGCAGCAAAAACUGGGGGCCACAAUGCUGUCACAGGACCUGAUGGCCUAAUAAACGACAGUCAGGCACUGGCCCCCGCGCAUGAGCCACCUCAAGGCCACACAGGCACCCGAAACAGGGGCAACAACGACCUGCCCCCCUCUGCUCAGGACGCACCUUACUCAGAUCAUAAACACCAGAGGCUGGUCACGGGCUCCACACGGCCACAAGGGAAGGACUGGUCAUUGGUCCCAUCGCAAGAAACGGCUGACGGCCAGGCACUGGUCCGGACUGGGGGUUACAACGGACUACCCCCGCUUGAGAACCCGGACCAGAUAGCCCGCCCCCCCUUGAUGCAGUCGGAAUCACACCACCCGCAACCGAACUGCGGAGUCCCAAAAGCCCGCAUGAACUCCGAUAGGCCAGCACAAGUGGGCCCGGAACCGGUCCUCCCGCAGCAAUUGACUGAGGGCCACGCAUUGGUCCUCUCGAAACCAAUCACUGCGGACCACGCAUUGCCCCUCGUACACGACACAGUUGAACUGCAACACGACAGGGGGAAACCAACACCCACAUCGCCACAGCAAAUGUGGCUUAAAGCCAACUCGCUACUCAACAAGAUAAAGGGUGCGACUUUCCCUCUCUAUCGGGACACGAACGCAGACACGGACACAUGGCCCGGCAGUGAUGUAUGCUGUGGUCUCAACGUGGCUGGGGAAUCGACGAUUCAGAAUGUGGGAAUACCGGCUCGCGUGAGGGAAGUCGUCUCUCAGAUCACAGGGGAGAAGAAGUUCAUCCCUGUCGCACAACAGAGUACUACCACUCCAAAACCAAACGCCCACCGGGACCGGUUACACCGGGAAGAGGAAACGGAGCAGCCACAGCGGGACGAAGAGCACCUACCCAUCGCCCAACGACAGAUCUCGAAUGCCCCCUGGAACACCCGACUGAUCUCCACCUUGACCACAGUCACUGUCGAACCAGGGAGAGGAUAGCGACAACGACGUGGCACAGCAACUGCAUACCACGCACUAACAACAACCGCCUCAGGAGCCCCUUCAGGACAACUGCAUGGAGGAAGCACAACAGUUUGACUCUGACCCCCACCACCAUGUGGCUCAUCACCUGCAAGGUGACCUGCCUCUCCUUGGCUACCAGCAGUUGCACGCGCUGCAUCUGCAACAGCAUCAGCAAACAUGGCAAAAUGCGCAACAACAGCUGGCAUGGUAGGAGCAAGCCCAACAGCAGGAGCAAGCCCAACGAGAUGAGCAACAAAACUUGCACUAUGCG